AUGGCAGAGACACCCUCUUACACGAAGCUGACGCACUCGACCACCUAUCCCUCCGUCGACCCUUCCCUUCCCGCCCUCUCUACCAAUGGCAAGGUUGUCGUGAUCACGGGGGCCUCUGGCGGCAUUGGCCGCGCGGCCGCGCUGUCGUUCGCCCGCUCGGGACCCAAGUCGCUGAUCCUGCUGGGGCGGCGUCCAGAGGCACUGGCUGAGACAGCGCAGCUGAUCCGGUCGGCCCAUGCCGCGCUGGCGACGGAGACGCACGAGGUCGACCUCUGCGAAGCGGAGAAGCUGCGGGCCGUUUUUGAUGGUGUGACCGGUCGGGUGGGCGCCAUCGACGUCGUGGUACACAGCGCCGGCGUCCUCGCGCCCGUCGCGCCUCUGAUAGAGGCCGACCCGGCUACGUUCCUCGACGGCUACAAGACGACCGUCGUCGGCACCCUGGCCCUGGCCCAAGCCCUUGUGAAGGCCAAUCAGGGCGCUUCAGCCACCUUCAUAAACCUGACGACGGCCGGCAUCCUCUUUCCGCCCUUUCCAGGCAUGGGCGCCUACGUCAGCAGCAAGAUGGCGGCCGUCAAGCUCCUCCAAGCUUUUGCCGCCGAGAACCCGCACGUGCGCCUGCAUCAUGUGCAUCCCGGUUUCCUUGACACCGCCAUGUCCGCCCAGCUCGCCAAGACUACCAAGCUUCCCUUCAGCUUUGACGACAUCUCGCUUCCGGCCGAUUUUCUCGUGUGGAUUGCUUCGGCCGAGGCCAAGUUCCUCAACGGAAAAAUCGUUUUCGCAGCGUGGGAUGUCGAAGAGCUCAAGAGCCGGGAGAAGGAGAUUGUCGGUGGGCCUCCGGGAACUGGUGAGCUUUGGCUGGGCUUCCAAGGGUUCCCGCGAUACAUUAGGGGCCAGGCCUUGGGACAUGCAUAG
Messenger RNA from Colletotrichum spaethianum, 912 nucleotides. Its product is annotated as short chain dehydrogenase citE. The coding region runs from base 1 to 912 and encodes 303 amino acids. The transcript is spliced from 2 exons. Gene Ontology annotation, cellular component: cytosol. NCBI's taxonomy places the organism in Eukaryota, Fungi, Ascomycota, Sordariomycetes, Glomerellales, Glomerellaceae. The record is from RefSeq and is a predicted model, not a curated record. Gene Ontology annotation, molecular function: oxidoreductase activity.